This is a messenger RNA of Zymoseptoria tritici IPO323, 1347 nucleotides long. RefSeq lists its product as uncharacterized. Gene Ontology annotation, cellular component: endoplasmic reticulum; membrane. The coding region runs from base 157 to 1347 and encodes 396 amino acids. The record is from RefSeq and is a predicted model, not a curated record. Gene Ontology annotation, molecular function: iron ion binding; fatty acid 2-hydroxylase activity; heme binding. The transcript has 3 exons. Gene Ontology annotation, biological process: fatty acid metabolic process; lipid biosynthetic process. Lineage: Eukaryota; Fungi; Ascomycota; Dothideomycetes; Mycosphaerellales; Mycosphaerellaceae.
AUCUUGCAUUCGCCCUCUUAAAACUUCACCGCUUGAUUUCUCUCAGUCUUCGCGUUCUGCACACCUACACUCUCAAUACCGCAAACGGAACAUUAUAUCGCGUCGAGACCAUCAACAAAGCAUAAUCGCCACCUGAAACGAAACAAACAUCCGGCCAUGCCUGGCCGCACACUUCCGACGCUGCCCAGCGCAGAAGUCGCCUCGCACAACACCGCCGAUUCCUGCUAUGUCACCGUCGGCACCAAAGUCUACGACAUCACACCUUUCCUCGAGGAUCAUCCGGGAGGCGGCGACCUCAUUCUCGACUUUGCGGGCAGGGAUGUGAAAGAGGCGAUGGAGGACGAGGCGUCGCACGCACAUUCCGAGUCAGCAUGGGAGAUCUUGGACGACUACCUCGUGGGAUUUGUCGCAACACAGAAGGUGUUGGAUGCCGUGCAGGAGAGCUCAGACCCGUUCAGCGUGUUGCCGAUGGAGCCGAGUAAGAAGGGCAUGGAGGAGUUGUCAAAGGCCGAGAAUGGAUCAGUGCAGGAAGGCAAGGCAGUGUAUGAGUCGACGGGCAUGAGUUCAGAGGCGGAUCUAAACAAAGAGACGGACCCGAACCAGGACUUUGUGAAGCACAAGUUUUUGGACCUGAAUAAGCCGCUGCUGAUGCAGGUGUGGUUCGGCGGCUUCAGCAAGAAGUUCUACUUGGAGCAGGUCCAUCGACCGAGACAUUACAAGGGAGGCGAGUCAGCACCGUUGUUUGGAAACUUCCUCGAGCCAUUGAGCAAGACACCGUGGUGGGUUGUGCCUACAGUCUGGCUUCCUCCUGUCGCAUUCGGCACAGUUCUGAGCGGAAUGCAACUCGGCAUGCCUUCAUUGGUGGGAUACUGGAUUGUCGGUCUCUGCAUCUGGACGAUCGUAGAGUACGGUCUCCACCGGUGUCUCUUCCACCUCGACGACCACCUUCCUGACAACCGAGUCGCAAUCACAUUGCAUUUCUUGCUACAUGGCAUCCACCACUACCUACCCAUGGACCGCCUUCGACUUGUGAUGCCACCGACACUCUUCCUCGUCCUUGCGACACCAUUCUGGAAGCUCGCGCAUACCGUCUUCUUCUACAACUGGUACGCCGCGACGGCCGUCUACUGCGGUGGCAUCUUCGGCUACAUCUGCUACGACUUGACGCAUUACUUCCUCCACCACAAGAACCUUCCAUCAUACUACCGCGACCUCAAGAAAUACCACCUCCAGCACCACUUCAUGGACUACGAGAACGGAUUCGGCGUCACCAGCCGUUUCUGGGAUCGCAUCUUUGGUACCGAACUCGCGCCUCCGCCGACGCCGAAGGUGCUCAAGUCGCUUUGA